AUGCUCUCCAAACGCACUAAACAGCAGUCAACAAUUGAUUACCAACCACAAGACUCAGCAGCCAACCAACAAAAAUUUGGAUUAGAUAACACAUCAUUACAUAAUGGAGUACCUUUAGUCACUAAUACAGAAAAUAUUGAUGAAUGCGACUAA
Molecule: messenger RNA, 153 nt
Organism: Ambispora leptoticha
Lineage: Eukaryota; Fungi; Glomeromycota; Glomeromycetes; Archaeosporales; Ambisporaceae
Source: the annotation of a GenBank genome assembly